Molecule: messenger RNA, 5520 nt
Organism: Cetraspora pellucida
Lineage: Eukaryota; Fungi; Glomeromycota; Glomeromycetes; Diversisporales; Gigasporaceae
Source: the annotation of a GenBank genome assembly
AUGGCAUCUACGACAAUAGAAACCGAAGAAUAUGACGCUUUAGUUAAACAAAUGCUAGAGUCGGACGACGGAGAUAUUGGAAAGAAUUUUUCAAUAACAACAAAGGGGUCUUCAGUAGGAUCAUUACCACCAGAACUUGAAGCUGCCAUGGAAGACGAGACUCAUGCUGAACAAUACUUGAACAAUUUGAAAAUUAAAGUUGAGGCUUGGAAAACGACUGGGUUAACAGGUGCAAUGAAAAGAGCUUUCGAACUUUUAAAUGAAAAUGGAAUGACAGAUGGGACGGGUUUGGAAGAAGACGAGGACACUGAUGGAAGUAAUGAUGAACCAUCUACACCUAUAACGGAAAUCCAAGACCUCCAUUCUCAUCCAAAAAUAGCAGAGGGUUCAAUUUCACGCCUUGUGAAUGGGGUCUCCUCAUUGGUUGAUAUUGAAAAAUGCUUUAAAGGACUUCAAAUACCGGAAUUGGAUCUCACAAUUACUCCAGAGAGUAAAAUAACAGCUACUCUUAAUGAAUUAUAUAAAUUACAAGAAGAUCUUCAAAUUCAUUUGCAAGGUGGACCGUUAGCCGAUCCAUCAACUUUAGGCACACAAAGACGAAAAAAAGUAUCAGAUCUGCUUGAAAGGGUCAUGAAAGAGGCUGCAUUAUAUGAGGAAUUUGUAAAUAGAGCAUCACAUCUUAGUUUAGAAAGAAUUCUAAAUGAAUCAGAUAUGUCCAGUGAAGAGGAAUUUCAAGAUUCUGAAACUUUGGAUACAGAAUCUGGAAUUCAUUAUUUUGAGGAUUCCUUUUCAGAUAUGUCUCGCAAAUCUACAACAACCACAUCAACAGCUUCCCUUUCACCACGUUCACUAAGGCCAAUCGACCCAAAUCUUUUUCGUCUUCGCACUAUGUCAAAUGCAUCGGUUCCUUCGAUGCGAUCUCGUGCAUCAUCCCGUCAUUCACGUUCAUCAUCUCCGUCUGUAUUAGACCUUGAAGACAUGGGUUUGUUUUCGCCGCCGGAACCUCGAGAAGCAUUUCGGUGGUGUCCUUUACCAAAAAUUUCUGAUCAUUUAUACUCACAGGACUUUAGACAUGAUGCAGGUUUGGCAACUGUACUUGCUGUGAGUAGUAUAAUCGCUGUUGGUACUACACGUGGAUUGGUCAUGGUAUAUGACAUUUAUACACAAAGUUUAAAGUGUAUUUUGGGCAGCACUUCAAAUGCUCUUGAACAUGGUGCAGUUACAUCACUCACAAUUUCUUCAGAUCACACACAAAUUAUUAGUGGUCACGCGGAAGGCUACAUUUUAAUAUGGGAUAUUCAAAGGUAUUCAAGUCCAUCUCGGACCAUUGCACCUAUAUCCCCUGCUGUUGCAGCUGGUGGUGGAAAAGAGGGUCAUAUUCGUGGCUCUACAAUUUUACAUGUUGGGUUUGUUGGUGUUCGAAAAAAUGGUAUCGUUUCUGGAGAUAAUCAUGGAAUGGCAUUCUAUCAUAACUUAUACAAAGUAAUGAUGGUCAAUGCAACUGAAACAACACGUAUCCUUGGUCGAUAUCCUGUUUCUAUACCAACUCAUGAAACACCUGUUGCAUCAAAACCAAAUAGACCCAGUACAGUUUUCGGAUUGGCUCCACUACCUUUAGGACAGUCGACACAUGGGUCCGAAAGUUUUGGCCUUGUUGCUAUGCUAACACCAUAUAAGAUGAUAAUAGUGAGUACAAAACCAACAGCCCAAACUCAAUAUAAAUGUAUAAAACCUAAGUGUGUUUCAUCAGAUUCCACUCCAUCAUCUAAAUCAACAUCCGGUUGUUUGGCUUGGUUCCCAGCUUCUAAACAUCAAUCUAAUUCAGGCGACAUGACUUUGGAUCCACUUCUUGCUUUUUCAUGGGGAAAUCAUUUGAACAUUUUGAAAAUUACUAUUGUACCAUCUACAAUUACUGAAAUUUCAAAAAAACGACGAUCUGAACGCGAUAUUCGUUUGGAAUUCAUUAAGAUAGGCGAAUGGAAAGGAAUGAAUAGUAUAGUCGGAUUACAAUGGCUUUCUUCUCAAGAAAGUGAGCAUAGUAAUAUCAGGCAACGUUCAUUGGUAUAUCACGAUAGGUUUUCUUCACUUUUGAAAGAUCUUUCUGAGGAUUCAACCAACCAGAUAGAUUCCUUUAGGACAUCUGCUACUAUGGAUCUAGCAUAUUAUCAUAGUUUGCAGGUUUAUAAAGGAAAAGUGUUUCUAUUGGGGGUGCACCAAAUUUAUAUUGGCACACUUUUAACAUGGGAAGAUAGAAUAGUUGCGCUUGUAGGGUCUGGAGAUUUUCUAGAAGGAAUUUCUCUUGCCACAUCUUUUUAUAAUGGCACUUCUUCUCAAACAAUUCUUGGUCUUCCAGAUGAUGAAGAAACUCGUCAUACAAGUGUUGGGGAAAAACUUAUGGAACUAUUAAUAAUAUCCAUAAAUUACGCUUUUUCUAGCGAACGAACAUUUCAAGGCAUGGUAGAUGAGCAAAAUAGCAGUGGUAACGUCUUGUUCCAUGAUCUAGCCAUUGCUUGCAUUGAAGCAUGUCUUAGUAUGCAUAGGGAAGAUUUCCUUUUCAGCGACGUAUAUGAGAAAUAUUCUGAAGCCUGUGCUAAAGGAAUAUUACUUGAAGUUCUAGAACCAUAUAUUCUUAAAGAUAAAAUAAAAGAUCUUCCACCGGAAGUUAUGAAAGACCUUGUCACUCAUUAUCGUAACAGACGUAUGCUUCAACGAGUAGAAGAAUGUAUAUGGCACAUUAAUCCACAAUGCUUAGACAUUGAUCAAGUGGUUCAACUUUGUCAUAGUGAAAAACUCUACGAUGCUUUAACUUACGUUUGGAAUCGAUCCAUGGUUGAUUAUGUGAGUCCAGCGGUUGAACUUCUCGCAGUUAUUAGAAAAAUUUUAAUUUUAGAAAAAAGAAAAAAGAAGAAGAAUCGAUUUUCUAUUUCAAGUGGUUCUAACAAUAAUCUAACUGAUUCAAAUAUCCUCGAUGGUGAGGAUUUAGAGACCAUGAAAAUGAAUGCUCGUAAAUUUUAUACGUAUAUGUCUAAUAUUUUAACCGGACAUACGUAUCCAAAUGGCGCACCACUUAAUGAAAGUGAAGCCAAUGAAGCUCGAACAACUUUAUAUUCUUUCAUAUUUUCUGGGCGAUGUGUGGUAUGGCCUAGACAUGGUGGUAAAUUAAUACUAACUGCAGAAGAUGAAAUAAAUGGUCCUGAACCUACCUAUCCAUAUCUUCGACUAUUUUUACGAUUUGACACGAAAGCUUUUCUUCAAGCUUUAGAAAUUGCGUUUGAAGAUUCUUAUUUAAAUGGUGUUGAAAUUAUUAUGAACAAUGAUGAUUAUUAUGAAGAGGAAAUACCGGGAAAAAUUAUUAAUCGCCAAUUAUUAGUCAACAUAUUACUCGAGGUAAUGACGUCUGGAUCUCCAGAGACUUCGGACUUCACACAAGCGGACAUGUCAUACCUAUACAGCUUUGUGGCCCGCAAUCUAUCAAAAUAUCCACAAUUCCUUCUGCUUUCACCGUAUUCAAUACAAAACUUAUUAGAAAAACUCAGCAUCGAGAACGAUCCACGUACGCGGGAGGAACGACAGCUUUCUGUUGAAUGCUUGUUAUCUAUUUAUACUCCUCAAGAUGAAAAUAUGAUGGUUCAAUUAUACGAAAAGGCUGGGUUUUGGAGGGUCUUAGAACAUGUGUAUAAAGCUGAGAAAAAAUACGGAUUAUUGAUCACUACUUAUUUAAAAGAUCCUGAUCGAAAACAUGAAGUAUUUGAUUGUAUUCGAGGAUUGUUGAAUCCUUGCAGUAAACUUACCAAAAAACAACAUAUGGAAGUUUUAGAAAUAAUUAUGACUCACAUUGAUGAAAUUGUUGAUAUCGAUGGUGAACAAACAGCUUUAAUAAUAAAAAUGUAUUUUGAUAGUGAUCAUAAAACUGUAAUUGCAAACCUAGAAUCGUCUCCAACCCGACUUUUCACAUAUUUAAGAGGACUUUUAGAACCAUCGCAGGACGAUGUCAAAGUUGGAGAACUUGUUAGAAUACCAAUGGUCGAAGAGCAAGUCAUUUCGACUGAACCGUCAUCGGAUCCAUCAAUAAUUACUCCAGAUAUUCAUGAACGUUAUAUUCAUCUAAUGUGUAAAUUUGAUCCCACUGGUGUAUAUCAUUAUUUACAACUUCAUCAAGGAACCUAUCGACUAGAAAAGGUUUUACCUAUAUGCGAAUCCGCUGGUAUUGUGGAUGCGGUGGUAUGGAUUUUAGAAAAAAGUGGUAAUACCAUGGGUGCUCUUGAUAAAAUUUUGGAAAUUGUCCAAGAUAAGAGGUUUGACAUUCUUGCAUUGGUUGAAGAGAAAAAAGAUUCGAAGAUCGACCGAUGGACAUUAAUGGAAAAAACCAAAAUUGAAACAUCUUUAAUGAAAUUGAAAGGUGUUCUCAAGAUUGGAAUUCUUUUGUGUGAAAAUAGUUGUCGACGUGCAACAUUGUCUAAUGGUUCUGAAGUUUUAGCUUUACCUCAAACUAGCAGUGCUAAUGAGAGUGAAACUGAGUUAUUAUGGUUCAAGCUUUUGGAUACAUUUUUGGAUGCCACUAAAGCCGUAUCGUCAAGUGUAAUACCACCGAUUCCUACUAUGAUGUCAGAAAAACUUUUAGCUAAUGGACAACUAUCUUCAUUCGAAAUGCCAAGGUCAGCCAUACCACCUCACAUCGCUAAUCAUCUGGUCACGACUUUUAAAUCGUACGUUCAAUCUAUCAUGAGAUCUUUGCUUUCGGCGACAUCAUCACCUUACGUUUCUUUCCCAAGACUAUUGCUUCGAUUUAUACAAUCACAAGCCAAAAGAAACAGUACUGUCUCGGACUUUCGGGACAUUUUUGUAGGCAUGAUUGAUACAUACAAAUAUGAAGGUCAGUUGCUGGCUAUGACCAACCGACUAUUUGAAAAGGACUUGUUCAUGAGUGUAGCAGGUGUUGUACGACAGCGUGGUAAAGGCUGGCGUCCUCGUAGGGGGACGUGUGAAGUGUGUGGGGGCCAGUUCUGGGGCACGGAUAUGAACCCCCUGACCCUCCGCACAGCACCUGGUAGAGGUUCAUCCGAAAAAGAAACGACCCAUUCAUCAACUAUAUCCAACCCUGCCAAUAUUGCAGAUGCCAUAACAUCCGAAGAAGAAACGCCUUCCGAUAUCGCUCAUGCCAUAAAGAACAUAGAACUACCAGAAGAUCAAGGCGAUCUUCAAUCGGUAUUAGACCAGUCUGAUGAAGCUUCAACAUCACAAGACACUCCAUUUCCAUUACCAUCAUCCCCCAUGCAACAACCAACGUCUCCAACGGUUCAAGAAAAUGACUUACUACUUUUCCGCUGCGGCCACGGAUACCAUCGUAGAUGUCUUGAAACUGAAGCAAAUAUCAGCACUGAAAAUGAAUCGGAAACAAAAUGUACGGUAUGUCAAACUGAACGACGGAGAGAAAACAUGGUUCCACUUGAAAUUAGGCGUGGUUCGCUGGAUACUUCGGCCGGAAAAAACAAGGGUAAAGAUAGACUUGUAAGUAUAUAA